GUGCUAAGGGGAAAAUAGCGAAAAGCUAUUCAGAUAAAGUAGUAAGUUAUUCGGAGAAUUACGUGCAGGAAGGAUACACCCCCACCCCCACACACCCCUCAAAAUGAGCGAUGUAAUUGUCCCACGAAGCUUUCGCCUCCUGGACGAGUUGGAACGGGGGCAGAAGGGAAACGUUAGCGAAGGAGUGUCUUUCGGAUUGGAGAAUGCUGAUGAUAUAACUCUUUCGAAUUGGUCUUGCACGAUAUUUGGGCAACCAGGGACUGUUUUCGAGAACAGGAUUUAUUCGCUAACCAUAUUUUGUGGUGACAGUUAUCCGGACGCCCCCCCCACGGUGAAGUUUGACACGAAGAUUGAGAUGUCCUGCGUGGACAGCACAGGCCGGGUCAUUAAAAAUAAUUUGCCGAUUUUAAAAAACUGGAACAGGAACUACACCAUCGAAACGAUUUUAAUAGCGCUGAGACAGGAAAUGCUGUCCAGUGCGAACAAGAGGUUGCCGCAGCCGAAUGAGGGAGAAAUGUAUUGACUGGAGUGAAGCACACUUUAUUUGUCAAGGCGGAAGGGACGAAGAAGGAGAAGAGAAAGAGUGCGGCAUUGCAGAGUAAAAAUGGGAAAAAUCCUGGAC
This is a messenger RNA of Plasmodium coatneyi, 622 nucleotides long. RefSeq names its product Ubiquitin-conjugating enzyme E2. Lineage: Eukaryota; Apicomplexa; Aconoidasida; Haemosporida; Plasmodiidae. The coding region runs from base 104 to 523 and encodes 139 amino acids. The transcript is spliced from 3 exons. The record is from RefSeq and is a predicted model, not a curated record.